AGGGAUGAAGGAUGUGGAACCACGUGCAGGACCAUCAAUGCGUGGUUUGUCAGAACACACUAUUAGGCUUUUGGCACGACUGACAGUUACUGGUAAUUAUGCAUACAUGUUUAGCAGACAGUGUUAAAAACUGAAAGAUGUACUUGUACUAUAUAGCAUUACAUGUAUCUACAGUGUCACACCCAAAUAUAGCGGUUCAAUUCUGCAGUUUGAAGCUUGACAGCCCAGAUACAUCAUCUGAUCAGGACUUUGAGGACAGUUAAAGGCAGAUCCCAAAGGAACAGGAAUGGAAUUUCAUUUUCGUUUAAUAUUUUGCAAGAUUGCUGGAUCUCCAAGGGCCACUGAUGAUGUUUAGAUCUUAAGGAUUUAGACCAUUGCUGGAUCUCCAAGGGCCACUGAUGAUGUUUAGAUCUUAAGGAUUUAGACCAUUGCUGGAUCUCCGAGGGCCAUCGAUUAAGGUAAAGAUCUACAGGAUUUCGACCAUUGCUGGAUCCCAUAGGGCCACAGAUUACAGUACAAAAUUCCUUAGGAUUUUAGACAGUUACUGGAUCCCGAGGACCCACAUUUUGUAGUCAGGUUGCUUAAUGCUGUGGAGGUUUUCUAUUACUUGGCCCUUCACAGAUUGUACUCUGAACCUUAAAAGCUGUUGAAAAUAGGAGGACCCCUUAAGUACCGGGGAGUAUUAAUAGCUAGAUCCCUAAGGGGUGUGUAUAAUGUGGGACACUAUGGUUCUGUUGAUGGUACUUAUCAGAUCCCGUGCAGGUUACUACAAAAUGACACAGCAUUUGAAGUCCUACACUAGACAAAGUUUUGUACUUGUGUGUUAAAAAUGGAGGCCUGAUAGCGUGUAUACACUGUUUCGUGGAAUAAGUCUGGGUUAUUCAUGUGUAAGGAUGCUUGAAUAUAAGGCCCAUAGCAAACACGAGUUAAGGGGCUUUAGCACUUGAUGGCAUUCAGCUACAUGGACUAAAUGUGAGUGUUUUUCUGUUUCGAUAGAUAAGUGAUUAGACUUGAUGACAACGACAAGGAAAGGCGCGUUUUCCUGCCCAAAGUCACCUUGAGUAUGUUGGACCAUAAGGGCUCCCUGGGGUCCUAGACUAUGUAGGGGCUGUUAGGGCACUCCAGGGUCUAUAGUUUUAGGGCAGAAUUUUGUUAUGUGGUCGGCUGACCUUUAAUGGAGCACACUGGCCGAUAAUUGAUAAAUCCAGGCAAAUUAGUACUCGGGGACGCAUUUGGAACAUUUCUGAUCUCUGAUGCAGAUAGUUAUUGGAAUCAUUCGAGCGUGUUGGUGCCCACCACACCAGCCGACCAACCGCGACAGCAGUCUACAGAACCGAACCCGAACCCGGGUGCCAGCGUAUAACAUUCUGUGUAUAAACAGUGACAGAAGUGGCUGCAGUCGGACUGGGACAUUUCCAUCGUAAUAGUUUUAAUCGUGUUUGCCGAAGCUAGCAGUAUAACCACUCGUGGUUUAUAUUCAUGGGCUACCGGUACUCUGUGUAACGAAUAUUAUAGCUCUGGGGAAGAUCAAAUUUGUGUCAAGAAGUAGAAAAAUAUUCCUGAUUUUUUUUUUUUCUGGACUAGAAUGGUCAUUAUUGGUCAUUAUAUAAAUAUAGUAGGAAGACUUUUUAUGGUAUAGAUACUGUUACAUACCAGAACAACUGUUUUAUUCACAUUUCCGAAGACUGCACAUGUCUGGACACUAAAUGCUACAGAUUCUGUUGGCGUAUUAAUACCACUUGCUGUACACGUGCAACAAAAAAUAUUGAUGUUGACAAUGUUUCUGACAUGCAAAAUGAUGACAUUUCAUGGAAAAUUUGUAAUUAAUAUGAUCAAAUUUCCAACAUUGAUGAGUGAAGUGCUGACAUUUACUCUGAAGGACAGAUCAAUUUCGUCAUUUGUUUCGUCGCGUCGCCCAUUGUGGCUUCGGCAGGAAAAACGGAAGUCAUUUGAUGUUUCCAGUAUGGGCGUUGGCAAUUUCAAAAUAUCACCAGUACCAGAUUUGAAUGAGGAAGACUUUCAAACAGACAUUUCCUUCAAAAUUGAAAAGGGUUAGAAACACUCAUAUCAAAUUGGGACAUCAGAAAAAAUUGACGUCUGCCAUCUUGGUUCCUUAGAAUUCUUUGGAAUGAAAAUCUACUGUUUUCAUGGUAUGCCAACAUCAGAGGCAGAAGAACGAGAGAAAACUUGAAUCUACAAACGAGAAAGCAACAAAACUGGACGAGAACGAGAAUACAAUUAACAGCAACAUAAUAAACAACAACAGAUAGAGGCGGGCAAUCAAUCCAAGAUGGCUACCCUAUCGCUGAAGAUCAGCGUGGUGGGCAAUAAUGUGGUGAAGACCAUGCAGUUUGAACCCUCGACCCUCGUGUACGACGCCUGUAAAAUCAUACGAGACAAACUUGUGGAAAUACAACAAGGAAACACUGGUGACUACGGAUUAUUUCUCAAGGAUGACGACCCAAAGAAAGGGGUGUGGCUAGAGUCUGGACGAGCACUUGAUUACUACUUACUGAGAAACGGGGAUUUACUGGAAUACAGAAAGAAGUUGAGGAUAUUACAAAUAAAAACUCUAGAAGGCAACCAGAAAAAAUUACAGGUGGACGACAGCCACACUGUCGGUCAGCUUAUGGUAACCAUCUGUACCCGAAUAGGAAUUGCCAACCAUGAAGAAUACUCCCUUGUACGUGACCUCGCCGAUGAUGAGAAAGAAAAAACUAUGACGAUCAAACGUGACAAAUCUAUCGCUAAGGACCAGAAAAAAUUGGAGGAAAUGAGGAAAAAACUACACACAGAUGAUGAAUUGGAAUGGUUAGAUCACUCAAAGACUUUACGAGAACAGGGAGUAAACGAUGAAGACACUCUGCUAUUACGACGUAAAUACUUCUACUCCGACCAAAACGUUGACCAGAGGGAUCCAAUUCAACUGAACUUACUCUUUGUCCAGUCUCGCGACGCCAUUUUGGACGGUACCCAUCCAGUGGCCCAGGAAGAGGCGAUACAGUUUGCGGGAUUACAAUGUCAGAUUCAGUUUGGAAACCAUAUAGAAAACAAACACAAAUCCGGCUUUUUUGAGUUGAGAGAAUUUUUACCCAAGGAAUAUUGUAAAAUAAAAGGCAUAGAGAAAAAGAUUUUCGCAGAACACAAGAAAUGGACUGGUCUGUCGGAAUACGAAGCCAAAGCCAAGUAUACACAACAGUGUCGUGCCCUGAAGACUUACGGCAUCACGUUCUUCCUCGUCAAGGAGAAAAUGCCGGGGAAGAAUAAACUUGCUCCGCGUUUGUUGGGAAUCACCAAGGAAAGCGUGGUCCGAAUGGAUGAAAAGACGAAAGAGGUCAUGAAAACAUGGCCCCUGACGACAGUGAGGCGCUGGGCCGCAUCUCCUAACAGCUUCACACUAGAUUUCGGUGAUUAUUCUGAUGCCUACUACUCUGUUCAGACACAGGAAGGGGAACAAAUUUCGCGACUUAUCGCUGGAUACAUUGAUAUCAUUCUUAAACGAAAAAAAGCCAAGGAACACCUUGGGAUUGAUGGGACAGAUGAGGCUCCAAUGUACGAGGAUAACGUCGCACCUGGACAGGCUACGAUUAUCAAACAAAACCAGGCAAAGGUCAGCCAUGCUGAUCACAUGUCCGUUUCCAUGCCAGGGGUCAUGAGGUCAGGAGUCGGGCCCUCAAAUUUCUCUGCAGGAUCAAUGGACUCCAUGCAGUCGAGUCAGGUGUCAAACUCAAUGCAUGUGCGGCAUGAAAACAACCAGAGCCAGGGCGUCCAUGAAUUCUCCCUAACCUCCUCUCAACGUGCCCUCAUUUCUUCGAUCGAUGAGGGCGUUUCGUCCAUCAGACGUGACCAGUCGACACUGGACAGCAGAAUGACCCUCCCCCACUUAGGAGACGACGCUGCGUCCAACAAAUGGCGCCAGAACCAGCUGGACUUGUCGCGCCAAAAAGUGAGCGCCCAACUUGCUGCCAUGAACGCAGCCACAGCGCAACUGGUGACACUUUCUGCCGGGGAUGACGAACCAGACACAGACAAUGUUGGAGCAGCCGUCGCUCAAAUCACCUCCAACAUGGGAGAUUUCAGUCACGAUGUUCGCAUGGUGGCCGCCCUACAGGAUGACGAUGAUUCGAGGAGCCGACUCCUCGGUGCCGCUAAGCAGCUGGCCGGGGCAUUCACAGACCUUCUCAAUGCUGCACAGCCAGGGCCUAAUGCUAAAGAUUCGAGACAGAACCUGAUCAUGGCGGCCAAGACGGUGGGCGAGGCGAGUCAGGAGGUGAUGCAUGGUGUCGGCGAGUCGGCCCUGGACAUGGACAGACAGUACCAGGAAACACUACUAGCCCUGGCCAAGGCUGUUGCCAACGCCACUGCCCAGCUGGUGCUCAAGGCAAAGAACGUGGCCAGUACAACGGAGGACCAAGCUCAGCGUGACAAGGUCAUCAGCUCGGCGACAAGCUGUGCCCUGGCCACGUCUCAACUGGUGUCCUGUACCAAGGUGGUAGCCCCGACCAUAAGCAGCCCAGCCUGUCAGGAACAGCUGAUUGACGCGGCCAAACAGGUGGCUCGCUCCGUGGAGGGGAUCGUGGAGGCUGCCCAGCAAGCCUGCAAAGAAGACAAACUGCUACAGGACCUCGGGGCCGCGGCCACUGCCGUCACUCAGGCUCUCACGGACAUGCUGGAGCACAUCAAAAAGGGGGCAGGACCAACACAGGCGUCUGAUUCCCACGAGGUUGCUGUGGAUACCAUACUGACUGUGACCGACCGCCUGUUCAGUUCUGUCGGCGACGCCCACGAGAUGGUCAAACAAGCGCGACAGCUAGCUCAGGCGACAUCUAAUCUGGUGAACGCCAUACGGGAACAGGCGGAGGACAACUCCGACACCGACACACAGAAGCGACUCCUGGCCGCGGCCAAAGCCCUGGCUGAUGCUACAGCUAAGAUGGUGGAGGCAGCCAAGGGAUGUGCCACCAACCCUAACGAUGCCAUGCAACAGCACGGCCUAAAGACGGCCGCCGAGGAUCUGAGGGCUGCCACCAACGUGGCCGCCAGCAACGCACUAAAGAAGAGGAUUGUGAUGAAACUAGAGCAUGCAGCUCGACAGGCAGCUACUGCGGCUACACAACUGAUCAACGCAUCCUCAUCUGCCAACAAAACCAACACGAAUACCAUGUCCCAGCAACAGCUCAGCCAGUACUGUAAGGAGGUAAAUGAACAGCUACCUAAACUGGUUCAGGGAUUCCACGGCUCGAUGAACAACACAGACAGCGCAUCAGCCCAACUCAACCUCAUCAACGCUAGUCAGGACUUUAUACAGCCAGCCGGUGGUCUGGUGUCGGCGGCCAAUGCAGCCGCGCCCACCGUGAAUGACCAAGCAUCAGCACGCAACAUGAACCAGAGCUGUAAGGCCAUGUCCAAUGCUUUGGCUGAACUUCGGACAGCUGCAGCCAGGGCUCAGGAAGCAUAUGGGUCACUAGAGGUGGACAGUGCACUUGACCAUCUGACUUCACUGGACAGGGAGUUAGAAGAAUGCCGCAGAGCGGCUGAGUCUGGCGGGCUUGUUCCUCUACCAGGGGAGACGGCAGAAACAUCGGCACAGAAAUUAGGAACGACCUCCAAGUCCGUGGGGUCAGCCAUGGCACAGCUUCUUACUGCAGCCUCACAGGGUAACGACAACUAUGUAGGAAUCGCCGCCAGGGACACGGCCAACGUGAUGCGUGUUUUGACCGAUGCCACCAGAGGCGUAGCUGCCACAACAGAAGACCGACAAGUACAGCUACUCGUGAUCGACAGUGCUCGGGAUGUCAUCGACAAGUCGACACGUUUACUAGAGGAAGCCAAACUGGCUCUUAAUAACCCGGAUAACCCAGACAACCAAACCAGGCUAAACCAGGUGGCGAAGGCUGUAUCGAAUGCUCUUAACAACUGUGUGAGUUGUCUCCCAGGACAGCGAGACGUGGACAACGCAGUCCGACAUAUCAUGGAGUCCAGUCAAGCCCUAACAACAUCAGAGUAUCCUAGUUCAUCCAAGUCUUUCUUGGAGGUUCAAGGUGACAUGAACGACUCGGCCGUGAACCUGAACCAGGCUGCGAGCGACAUCGUCACCUCAUCACGCUGUACGGCGCAGGAACUGGCGUCGUCAUCAAACCGAUACAGCAGCACUUAUCACACCUUUGUACAGACAGGUCUCACCAUGGCCGGGAAAUCCAAGGAUACCGAAACACAAUCGCAAAUCGUCGGAGGACUGAAGAGCGUUUCCAUGGUUUCCAGUAAACUUCUCCUCGCUGCCAAGUCUGUUCUGGCUGACCCUAACGCACCCAAUGCUAAAAAUCUGCUUCAACAGGCGGCCAGGUCAGUGACGGAGAGUAUCAAUCAGCUGAUUACAAUAUGUACUGUGUCAGCCCCCGGACAGAAGGAGUGUGACAACGCCCUACGUCAGAUCGAGGUAAUGAGAAGUCUAUUAGAUGGUGCAAACGAACCGGUGUCCGACAUGACCUACUUUGAGUGUCUGGAAUCUGUCAUGGAGAAAUCAAAGGCUCUUGGAGAAGCUAUGACGGGAAUUACUAACCAUGCCAAACAGGGAGAGCUGGACGACUUUUGUGUUGCUGUACACAACUUUGCCGGGUCAGUGUGUGGCUUGACCGAAGCCUCAUCUCAGGCUGCUUAUCUCGUCGGAGUUUCCGAUCCAAACUCCGAGCCGGGACGACCAGGAUUAGUUGACCAAUCUCAGUUUGCCAGAGCCAAUCAAGCCAUUCAGUCGGCAUGUGCAAAUCUCGCCAAUCCAGCUAGCUCGCAGCAACAGGUCUUAUCGGCUGCCACCAUUGUCGCCAAACACACAUCGGCUUUGUGUAAUGCCUGUCGCCUAGCAUCAUCAAAAACAUCCAAUCCUGUCGCUAAACGACAUUUCGUGCAGAGCGCCAAGGAUGUAGCUAAUAGCACAGCAAAUCUCGUAAAAGCCAUCAAGGCUCUCGACUCCGAAUUUACAGAGGAAAAUAGAGAGAGGUGUGCAGAAGCGGCCAAGCCCCUCAUUGAAGCCGUCGAUGAACUCACGAAAUUUGCUUCCUCUCCUGAAUUUGCCAGUGUGCCAGCCAGGAUCAGUCCACAGGCCAAGAAAGCUCAGGAGCCGAUCACAUCAGCGGGCAAUGCUAUGAUUUCGGGGGCGUGUAGCAUGGUGCAGGCCGCUAAACAACUGGCUGUCAACCCUAAGGACCCGCCCACGUACCAGCUGUACUCCAACUACUCCAAGAGUGUGUCUGACGCUAUAAAGAGGCUUGUGUCCUCCAUCAGGGACAGUGCCCCAGGACAGCGAGAGUGUGACGACUCCACGGACAAGCUGAACCACUCAAUUCGAACACUAGACCAGGCCGCCCUCUCCGCUAUCAGCCAGAGUCUCCAACAACGUCAGGACAAAACUCUCAAGGCUUUCCAGGAACAGAUGAUCAGCAGUGCUCGCCAAAUCCAGGAACACGUCGACCAGGUCCGAGUCUCCGCCAAAGAGGAACCAGAAAACCUCGGACACAGGGUUACCGUGAUGGCGAGCUAUUUCGACCCCCUAGCUGAUGGAGCAGUGGGCGUGGCUUCUUUGGUUACCAACUCCAAACAACAGACACAGAUAAUAGAUUUGACAAAAACAGUGGCCGAGUCUACACUACAAUUCGUUUAUUCAUGUAAAGAAGGGGGAGGCAACCCUAAGGCUUUCCACACACAUCAGAAUAUUGAUACAGCUGCUGAGAACACCAAGGAUGUACUUCAGGAUCUGCUCCAGUCUCUUGAAGAGGCCGCCUCACAGGCAGGCAUGGUUAACAGUAUGAUAGAGAAAAUCAGCAAGUCCAUCUCAAGGACGGAUGAAAGAGUAACUAUUCAAGAAGACAGGAACUACGUAGAUUAUCAGACCAACAUGGUACGCCUCGCCAAAAACAUUGCCAUGACAACACAAGACAUGGUUGGCAAGUCUUCUACCAGUGUGUCGGAGCUCGGAAGAUUAGCCAAUCAACUCACACGAGACUUUGACCUGUUAGCAAAUGACUCGCGUGGAGCAGCCGCAUCGACAGCCAGUAGUGAUGUUGCCAACCGAAUCCGGACAACAGUGCAAGAUCUUGGUAAAUGCUGCAUAGAACUAGUACAAGAUGCAGGUAAACUACAGAGCAACUCCUCGGACACAUUCGCUCGGCGCGACCUGGCUGACCAUGCAAGGAGCGUCAAUGAAAAGGUGUCCUUCCUGUUGGCCUCCCUCCAAGCAGGAUCUCGUGGCACUCAGGCGUGUAUAAACGCCGCCAGCACUGUGAGUGGCAUCAUUGCUGACCUUGAUACGACAAUCAUGUUUGCCACUGCCGGAACACUGAACUCUGACACUGCAGAUUCUUUCGCUGAUCACAGGGAGAACAUCUUAAAAACAGCGAAGGCGUUAGUCGAAGACACAAAAACUCUCGUAGCCGGAGCCGCAUCCAAUCAGGAACAGCUGGCCGGUGCCGCACAGAUGGCCGUAAAAACUAUCACGCGAUUGGCAGACGUCGUCAAAUUUGGUGCUGCCUCGUUAGGAUCUGACCAACCUGAUGCUCAGGUUAUGAUCAUUAAUGCUGUGAAAGAUGUUGCCUCUGCUCUGUCAGAGUUGAUCAGUGCGACGAAGAACGCAUCGGGCAAAUCGGUCCAGGACCCAGCCAUGUUACACCUUAAGGAAUCUGCUAAGGUAAUGGUUACGAAUGUGACGUCACUCCUGAAGACGGUCAAGACUGUUGAAGAUGAGGCAGCCAGAGGUACCCGGGCGCUGGAAUCGACUAUCGAGGCCAUCGGUCAAGAAAUAAAGACAUACGAUACCACAAAUGAACCAAUGAGAAAAGCUACGGCCGAGGACCUUAUAAGGAUAACCAAACCAAUCACCAUGGCAACAGCCAAGGCAGUAGCUGCUGGGAACUCUUGCCGACAAGAAGACGUUAUUCAGGCGGCCAACAUUGGUCGGAGAGCCAUAUUCGAUCUCCUGGCAAUAACUAAGGGGGCUGCUACUACUGCAGAAACCGCAGAUAUCCGACACCGAACGAUAAUGACCGGGCGAAAUACAGCGUCCGCCUACAAUCAACUCCUGGAGCAAGUCAAUGUAAUUAUACAGAGACCGACACCAGAGGGCAGGCAGUGUCUAGUGGAACUCUCAAGACAAGUUGCAAAUUCGGUGUCUGAAAUUGUUCAAGCUGCGGAGGCAAUCAAAGCGUCUAAAGAAAUCAGAUGGUCGUACAUUGUGCCAGGCUCAGACUGGGUGGAUCCACAGGACCCUACAGUUAUUGCUGAAAAUGAGCUCCUCGGGGCUGCUAACUCCAUUGAGGCAGCUGCGAAGAAGCUGGCCAUGCUGAAACCACGCCCCAAGGUUCAGGAGGCUGACAUGAGCUUAGAGUUCGAGGAACAGAUCCUAGAUGCCGCUAAAUCUAUUGCCGCGGCAACAGCAGCUCUGGUGAAAUCAGCGUCCGCGGCACAGCGUGAACUUGUGGCUCAAGGAAAGGUUCGGCCACGAAUCCAGGUGGGCGCUACCUACAGUCGGAUGGACACAGACGAGGAUGGACAAUGGUCACAGGGACUUAUAUCAGCUGCACGCCUAGUAGCUACGGCAACCCACAGUUUAUGUGAAUCGGCCAAUGCAAUGGUCCAGGGAAAUGCCACAGAAGAGCGACUCAUUGCGUCAUCCAAGGAGGUCGCGGGGUCAACUGCAGCCUUGCUGGUAGCCUGUAAGGUCAAGGCGGAUCCCGGCUCAAUUGCCAUGCAGAGGUUACAGGCGGCUGGUAAUGCAGUUAAGAGGGCGACAGACGCGUUGGUGAAGCAGGCACAACAGUCCAAGGACACGGAGGAGGGAACACAGCUCACCAUCAACAAGAGAAUGGUGGGAGGCAUUGCCCAGGAACUUCAAGCGCAAGAAGAGAUCCUCAGAAAAGAAAAAGAAUUGCAGAUGGCGCGACAGAAACUCGCUGGUAUAAGAAAGGCCAAGUACAAGGAUAGGCCCGACGAAUAUGACUCAUCUUCAUCAUUUUAGUUUUAUUUUAUAAUAAUUUUUAUUGAUUAACUCAGUCACCCCUGAAAUUUCAGAUUGAACUUUUCCAACCAGUGAAUUGGAAGAGUUCAAAUGUGUGUGUAGGGGUGAAUGAGGUAAAGAGGAAUGGAUUAGAAGGAAUAUACGCAAGCAGGAAAUAACUGUUUAGAUGUUUCAGAAGUUUGAAUAGAUAUUUAUUAAAUAUCUUAUGUGCAAGUGGCCCUCCGACGUGUUUAGGGGAGGAGUUGAUACGCAAACCAGAGAGCAGAGAUGACAGAAAUUACCAUAAACGCUUAUUUUGAAUGGUAUUGGUAUUUAGACGCAACAAGAUCAGGAAAAAGUUUUCUGAAAUGGGAAGAGAUACGAUGAAACAUUUUACAGAAUAUUUUUGCUAGUUGAUAGAUUUCCCGAGGAACAAAACCAAAUCAGCACUGUUCAUACUUAUUUUCUUUUUCAUGGAAUUAUGAUAAUGAAAAACGUUUAUUUUAAAAGUGAUAUUUUAGUAUUUUUCACUUUAUUUGGAAUUUUUUUCCAAAAUGUUUAUUACCUGCAAAACAUAUUUGCUGGAAAAGAGUCGCUGAAAUGGGAUACGGAAAUGUUGAUCCCAGCUACAGGAGAGUUAAUGUGACAUUUUUCACAAAACCAAUUGUUAAAUGUUUAUUACUCAAUUAUAUAAUUGUAUUCUGUGAAAGGGAAAUUUCGACAAAAAAUUUCCAUCUUAUUUUCAUGUGUCUAUAAAACUACCAUAUAUGGUAUACCAUGGAAUUAUGACUCAUUUUCAAAGGAUUUUGGCAGAUAAAUAUAAUAACAACAGUAUUUUGAAAAUAACUAAUCGUGAAUAAUGGUCUUUUCAUAAAUCUUUCCCCCUGUACAGUUUAUAAAUAAACCUGGUUUAACGUGUCUGCAGUACUUUCUUUGUCAAGUGUUUUUGUACAUGUACAUGUAUUAUAGAUUGCACGCUGUGCUAAGAGUAGAACUGCUGGAGAAAUGCAAAUAUUCAGAAUGUGCCUAAAAAGACUUGUGAUGUUAUUUUUCAUAUCCGUGUGACUGAAGGGUUUUUUUUUCCGAUGUUCAACAGGCUGGCUCGAUUUAUUGUUCUGUGAAGAGUUCUUCAAUAUAAAACGAUUGUAGAAGUCAACUUUUAUUUGCUAUGCCAAAUUUGAUUGGUUUAGAAGGCCUAAGAGAGAUAUAUCCAUCCAAUCAGAAGAGUCCGUUUGAAACAGUUUCAGUAUUUCUGUUCUUGUUUGGACUUCAGUAUAGGUUCCCCCUUUCACCACUGUAGACCAUAAUGGACUCGUCCAGAUGUAUGUAUGGUAGAGUCUAUUAGAGUUACCUAGGGGUGAAAAAGUUCAAUUCAAUCGUGAACCAAUCCGAAAUACUGGAGAAAAUUUUCACUAUAUCAUAAACUCAUUUAUUUACUGGUAUACGAACGAUCAUUUACAAGUUGUAAUCAAAUUACAUAUUUACAAUAAUCUUUUCCAUUUCUAUUCAGGAACACAUUUACUACCUGAAAUUAUAUUUGUAGCUGUAUUUAGAUUGAGACCAAUAAUUAAUGUACAAUUAUGAUAUUUUGAAACAACAAUUAUACUAUUUUGAUCAAUUUUAUGAUAAUAUUACCAACAAUUGCUUUUUUUUUUUCAAUUCAUUUUUUUUUUUUUUGUGUGAUAUGUAUUGAGACGAUUACUUCCUUAGUAGCGAUACAUUUUUCAACAAUUCAUCCCCGUUGGUGGUCCAGGAUCUCGCAAACAACAUAAUUCUGGUCAAAACGUAGAUAUCUGGUCAUGUUGAUACUGUAUGCCGGUGUAUUUAACUCAUUCACCCCCGAAAUUUCAUAAUGAACUAUUUCAACCUUUGAUUUGGAAGAGUUCAAAUGUGGUUUCAGGGGUGAAUGAGUUCAAACCUACAACCAUUCAUGUAAUCUUUUUUACCAUUCAUGAAGAUUCCCAUCCCAUUACCUUCAUUGCAAAAGUAAUUACAUGAUAGUGUGCAUCAGUAAGUCUAGCUGUUGCUUCGUGUUUGCCGAUUUAUUUUGAAGUGUAUUUUUUCUGGUGUAAUUCUGUGCGUUUGUAAAGAAUUUCUCCAUAUUGCUUGAUCGGCUUAGCUUUUUUUUUUUUUUUUUUUUGGAAAGAAAUAAAAAAAAUAUAUACUUCAUCUGUGGGUUUUUAACUCAUUC
Molecule: messenger RNA, 12173 nt
Organism: Mizuhopecten yessoensis (Yesso scallop)
Lineage: Eukaryota; Metazoa; Mollusca; Bivalvia; Pectinida; Pectinidae
Product: talin-1-like
Exons: 58
Coding region: 2291-10003 (2570 amino acids)
Biological process (GO): cell-cell adhesion
Cellular component (GO): ruffle; plasma membrane; cytoskeleton
Molecular function (GO): actin filament binding; structural constituent of cytoskeleton; integrin binding
Source: RefSeq, a predicted model, not a curated record